Molecule: messenger RNA, 5609 nt
Organism: Rhododendron vialii
Lineage: Eukaryota; Viridiplantae; Streptophyta; Magnoliopsida; Ericales; Ericaceae
Exons: 6
Coding region: 738-4040 (1100 amino acids)
Source: RefSeq, a predicted model, not a curated record
UGCAGAGAGAUUGGAAGGGACAGAUUUUGAAUGGUAGUGCGAAUCAUGUUAAAGUAACCAGUCCUCUUCAGGGAGAGUUGCUAGCAAUUUGGUUUGCUUGUGGAAUGGUCAAAUCUCUGGGCUGCAGAAGGGCGUGUAUAGAAUCAGAUAAUCAGCAAGCCAUCAAAUUGAAUGUGUCCAAGUUGGUUCCCCCAUGGAAUGUGGCCUCCAUAGUGAUGGAUAUCAGAGAGUUGAGGAAGGAGUGUGAGAUAGCUCUCAAUUGGGUUAACAGGGUUGCCAAUGGACUAGCACAUGCUGUGGCUUCCAAGGCGUUAAGAGGUUUACUUCCUUGUAACUGGGUGGCUUGUCCACCUCCUUCCGUUUUUUCUGUUCUUGAUUCUGAACUUUCCUCUUUUGUGUAGCCCUGUGGGCAAGAUUUUGACUGUUAAAAAAAAAAAAAAAAAAACUCUGUAUCCUAGUACUAAUAUUGGCAAAAAGUAAAAUAAAAAAUGUCUCUCUCAUCCUAAUCCUAUCCGUUCUCCGGGUCUCUCUCUGCCUCAGUAUAUGUAUUCUUUUCGUAUAUAUAUUCUUGCAUACUCGAAAAGGAAAAAAUCUGGGGCGAGAACAGAGAUGGCUGCAAUCAUGUCUCUCUGAUGGGUUUCCGUCUGUUUAGGGUUUACAUCAAAAUAGGAGCAGUAGUAUGUGUGUGGGUGUAUAUACCUAUAUUUAUAUGACUGUUGAGUAAGGAAAAGACAGAGAUGGCUUUAUCGGACAGCAUAUCAGCGAAUAUGAAGCUAAACGAUUCGAAGAAGAACAGCCUCCGGAACGCAAUUCUGAUUCUGGCGCUCGAAUGGAAGGAUUUCGACGAGCAAUUGGACUCUACCGACAACUGCUUCGGCGAAUGCAUCAACGAACUCGACUGCAGAGAGAAGAACUUGGAAUCUCUUCGAGAAUCAGUGAAAGAGAGCAACCGAGAGCUUGAUUUGGUCAGGAAAUCGAUCGAGUUGCGCGCUGACGAACUCGAAGUUAAGGAGAAGGAAUUUCAUUCUUUUCUCGAAGUUCAUACUACGUUGUUGAAAUUGAAAGAAAAGCAACUCGACGAGAUUCGAAGGUCGGCCGAGGAGCGUAUUGAAGAGGCUGAAUUGAGAGAGGAAAGGCUCAAUGAUCAGCAGAAAUUGAUGGAGGGUCUCCUCUUGGAGAGGCAUGAGGAGGAGACGAAGCGUUUUGAGACUAUCCAGAAAUCUAUUGGCCAACGAUUGAAAGAAAUCGGUUCGAAAGAGAAGUAUUUCGAAGGUCGGUCGAAAGAAAUCGAUUCGAUUCAGAAUUGGAUAGAGAGGCGCGCCAAAGAGCUUGAUUCGAGAGAAGAACAGAUUGAUGAACGCGUUAAAGAACUUGAUUCCAUGCGGAAAUUGAACGAAAAGCAUUGCAAGGAACUCGAAUUGAAAGAGAAAGAAGUUGAUUCUGCUAAACUAUGGAACGAAAAACGGGCAGAGAAACUUGAUUCGAGAGAGAAGGAGCUGGAUUCCGUUAAAAAAUUUAUCAGUCAAUCCUUUGAAGAUAUUCACUCAAAAAACAAGCAACUCAAGUUGGACCAACAAUUGAUCGAGGAGCGAAGCAAGGAACUCGAAUUGAAGGAGAAGCAAAUUGAUGAAAGGUCUAAAGAACUUGAGUUGAAAAAGAAGCAAUUUGGUGGUGCCAAAUCCAAUGUCAAGGUGGAGCAAGUGGAAGGUAUGCCAGUUGACAAUGUAAGUAAAUGUUUGUCCGCUGAUACUCAAUUUGUUGUCAAAAUGGAUGGAAGGAGUUUGCAGUUGUUCCUGAAUGAGCGUUCGAAUGAUCAUGAGUCAAUGUCUAGUGAAGUUUAUAGAGCUCUUCGAUUGUCGUUGGAUCCUGCUAAGCUAGUCCUAGAUGCAAUGGAAGGGUUUUACCCUCCUCAUCUGAAAAAGGGUGAUGCGGUGUUUGAAGAGGAUGUAGUUAGGAGGAGUUGCGUACUUUUGCUUGAGCAGUUAAUGAAAAUUGCUCCUCAGAUUCACCCUUAUGUGAAAGGAAAGGCGUUGAAACUUGCUGGAGAGUGGAAGGAAAAGAUGGGAGCGGUGGCCAGUAACACUUCGGAGGUGUUGGGCUUCAUGCAGCUUUUAGCUUCUUACAAGUUGGCUUCUGGUUUUGAUACUGAUGAGCUUUUGAAAAUAUUCAUGGUUGUUGCUGAGCAUAAACAAGCACCUGAAUUAUGCCGGGAACUUGGUUUCACAGAGAAGGUUCCUGAUCUCAUUGACGAUCUUGUUAAGGAGGAUCAAGUUCCUGUUGCUGUUAGAUUUAUAUUUGCUUUUAAGCUUGUUGAUAAGUUCCCACCAGUACCGCUCUUGAGAUAUUUCUUGAAGCGUUCCAAGAGGAUUGCCAAGAAAAAAAUAAAUAUGGAAAAAAAUCCUAGUACAGCAAAGUAUAGGGUAAUAGAUGAAAGAGUGACUUGUGUCGGAGCUGUUAUCAAGUGUGUUGUCGAUCACAACCUUGAAUCCCAAUUGCCACUUAAAUCCCUUGAACAACGCAUUGAACAGCUUUUAAUGCAUAAGGAAGGUAACAAGCAGAUUAAGCCUGCCUGUCUCAUCAAGACUGAAGGAGGGCUGUGGUACAGGGAUAAUACGGUUAUGUCAUCCACCACUGUCCCUAUGCAGUCUAAAGCUUCUGCCUCCACGCAUGACCCUGCCACCGAUACUAUGGCCGGCAUCCUUGCCAAUAUGGAUGGAAAGAAUUUGCAACUUUUCUUAAAUGAACAUUUGGAAGAGAAUCAAAUGAUGCACAAGGAACUUUACAAUGCUCUUCAAAUGUCGUCUGACUCAGGAAAGCUUGUUCUGGAUGCAAUGCAAGGGUUUUAUCCUCCACAUUCAAAAAAGGGAGGCAUUAAUAUUGAAGCUAGUGUUAUUAGAAGGAGUUGCAUUUAUUUGUUAGAGAUAUUAAUGAGACUCUCUCCUCCAAUUAAACCUCAUGUGAAAGAAGCAGCAAUGAAACUUGCAGUUUUUUGGAAAGAAAAAACAGUGGUAGUUGAAAAAAAUCUACCGGCAAUCUUGGGUUUUUUGCUACUUGUUGGUACCUAUGGAUUGGCCUCUGCCUUUGAUACAGAUGAGCUUCGUAGUCUUUUUCAGACUGUUGUAGAGCAUAGAUAUGCCCCUCUGUUGUCUCAAGCCCUUGGUUUCCCGGAAAGGAUUCCUGUGGACAACAUCCUUCAUAUCCAAGAGAAGAUUGAUCGAUCUGCCUUAGAAAAUCUGCAAUUGAACAGCAUAGUCCCUUCUUUGGAUGUGGGUCCUUCGAAUUUGUGGUGUGGAGUUCCUGCUUGUAUUCAAUUUGCAUCAGAUCCAGCGAAGCUUGUCUUGGAUGCAAUGCAGUGUUGUUAUCACUCAAACUUGGGGAUACGAAAAAGGUUAAACACGAAUGUUAUAAAGAAUUUCAGUCUCUUGCUAAUUCAGUUAUUAAGAGCCUCACUAGCAGUUAAAACUUGCGUGAAAGAAGGAGCAAUGAAGUUUGCGUCUGAUUGGAAAGACAACCUGAAGUCUCAAAGUCAUCUAGAAGUGUGGCCCUUUUUGUUGUUCUUAGCCACCUACAAAGUGGCUUCCUUUUUCAACACUAGUGAGCUUCUUGAUCUUUUGGAGAUGGUUUACAACCGCAAACAAGCAAUUGAUUUAUUUCAUGCCCUUGGACUAAAAGAUGAGCUCCCUAACUUUGUCAACCGUCUUAUUCAAAGAGCGCUGCACCUGGACGCUAUCAGAUAUGUUUACGCAUUUGAUCUCACUGACAAGUUCCCACCCGCAUCUCUCCUGAAAGGUUACUUCAGUCAUGUGAAAGAGGUUUGCAAGGAUGUACGGCGGGAGGGACGCAACUCUUGCAAAGCACAGGUUCUCAACAUUCUGUCCUGCAGAACAUUUCUGUCCUUGGAGUUUUCUGUGGGUAUCUGUCAAUCACAUAAUAUGCUAGAAGCACCCCUCCAAUUGAGUAAACCUACUUCGAACAUUUUCGUAUCUUACGGUUUUCAAUCUUCUCUUGUUCGUUAUUUCUAUGCCCCUUGUAGGCUGUAGCAUAAUUUUUAUUUCAUAUAGUCAGUUUUAUACCUACGAAUUCUAACUCUUUUACUAUAUGGCUUCUCUCCAAAUUUGUAAUUGAGUUGAUAUUGCCUCUGCUUUUAGUUUCAUCCACUAAAACUAUUAACUGCGAACAACAUACACCGCGGACCAUAAGCAUGAACAUGCCUAGUCAACUCCUCCAAUACUAGAGCAAAAAGAGAGGGACUCAAGGAUAUGACCCAUGGUAUUAUCCUACGGUGAUAGAAAAUUCACUAGUGUCUCCAACAGGUGACCUAAUUAUAGUCGAAGGCUAUGACGCUUUUACAUGUCUUUUAUUGCAUCAAUGUCACCCUUUGUCUCCUUUCUCAAACAUUGACCAUAUUAUGUUUUUAGGCACCCUAAUAGUGGUUUAUUCUAACUUGAUCAUAAUCAUAUGAAUAAAUUCUUCUCUUCAUAUUUUUUGUUAGUCUCCUCAGUAAGAAGUUGGUUCCAAACUGUUUCCCUGACGCCUUUGUCACCAUUGUUUGGCAAUGUUCAAUGGCUAUCCCCACAAUUUGAUUAUGUGACUCGUCAAAUUAGUAUCUCUAUAGUUGGUCUUGUACUCUUAUUGCAACUUUAAAUAUCUCUUAGCUAUUGUCUAAAGGUAGUAUUAUUAUAAUUCUUUUCCUCCACUCUUUAGGCAUUUUGCUAGUCAUUUUAAUCUUGUUUAAUAACUUUGUUAACCAAAACGCCCCUAACUCACCUAAGCAUUUCCACCCCACAGGACAGGGAUACCAUAUGGCCAUGGAUGGAGGCAUGUGGGGACGAGUGGGGGCAUGUGCCUCCAUGCCCCCACUGAACUUUCAAAAACCUCAGUUUUACCCCUAAAAGUUAUGAAAUUUAUUCUUUGAUGCCCCCAUUAAAAUUACAUUUUGCCCUCACUUAAUGGUUUGUAUGUGGUUCUGCCCCGCUAAGUUAUGAAAUUUCUUUAACUAUUUAAUGUAAUUAAGGUGAGCGUUUAUGAAAUAUUACAUGAUUAAUAAAACUUGGUGUGCUGUGAAUCUACUUUGAUUAAGAUUUGAAAUAAAUUAAAGAUUAAUGAGGUAGGUAAGCAAAAACAUAAGAACAAAUUGUGUAUAGUUUUUUUGGUAGAAGGUUUUGCCCCCCACUGACAAUUUUUUUUGGCUCCACCCCUGCAUAUGGCCCCCAUGGCUUACCUGAUUUCAUCCUAUUCAGCACAGUUUUCCCUUCAAACCUUGUUCUACGAUAGGACUUGUAUUGUCUAAUUAUAUCAAGCUUACUUUGUUCCUCUUAUACCAAGCUUUCUAAAUUGUUUCAUUUAACACUUUUUAACCUAUAAAAAAAGAAAAAAAAGAAAAGGAAACUAAUCCACCUUUUCUUAAUAUAUUUCUGAUGCACUUGCCUUGAUUACGGUUCUUUUUUUCUCUCUCAUCUUUACAAAUGUUCUUUUCUCCAUAUUUACUGGCUAAUUUUGUGUAUAGAUCGUGAUACGCUUUCAACUUAGCUUCUCUAAUGGCUCGUUUUAAUCACCUUCCUAGCCCUUUCAUAACUCUUAAAGAGUUUCCUCAUUUUUAUGUUAACACC